AUGUUGGGGAGCGCUGGAAACACGACAGCGAGGACGGCGGAGGCCGCGAACUUGCAGCGCAAAGACUCGGACACGCACUUGAGCGUCAUCGAAGUUUCGGAUGGAGAAACGACGUCGUCCUCUUCGGACCCGGAGGACCACCAGACAUUCGUAGAGCCCUCCGCCGACAAGACCCCGGAGGCUAAGCCAGCCCCGACGAACGCCGCACCGACCAAGGUACUGUUCCUCGACGGCAUUCGCGGACUUGCGGCCAUCUUGGUGGUUAUCCAGCACUCGCACGAGUACCCGACACAAGGGCUCCACCUCGGCUCAAUCGCCGUCGACGCGUUUUUCGUCUUGUCCUCGUUCCUGCUGACGUGGCUGUUCAUGAAGAAGAGUAUGAAGCUGCUGGCGCAAGAAGCCAGCCCUCGGUCGUGGGCGUUCGCAUUGGUGGACUACUUCCAGAAGCGCUUCUUCCGUGUGUACCCGCUGUUCGCAGUGACGGCGACGGUGCUGUCCUGCAUGUCGUUCGAGAACCAGCACCGGUACUUCCGCUUGAAGAAGCCCGAAGACUUUGAGCUGAGCAAGGUGCUCGCGUUCUACACGGGCUACCGUCCUCACGUGUUUUGGACGCUGCCGUUGGAGAUCGGAUACUACUUCGUGAUCCCUGCGUUCGUUUUGGUUACGCUGAAGUUGCGGCGCUACUGGUGGAUUGGAGCGGUGCCAUUGACCGUGUGGAUCGUAUACGAAGGCUUUUACGUGUACCGUAACAGCCACAUGCCUCUCACGCCUCACCUCCACACGUUCAUGGCGGGGUCGUUGGGGGCUGUAGUGUUCGUCAAGGCGGACUUGUGGAUCAAGAAGACGGGGUUCAACUUCCGCUGGUGGCACACGCUGCUUCUUCGCGUAAUGGAGGGAGUGGCCAUUGCGUUGAUGCUGAGCGUGUCUUUCCAAGGUUUGUUCUUCGACUGGGUACACAAAGACCCCGUGCCGGCGGCUCCGGGCUUUGGCUUUGUCAGCGCGCAGAUGACGACGGUGUUCGUGAUUGAAAUGAUCCGUCCGUCCUGCAUCUCCACCAUGUUCGAGUGGAGCGUGCUGCGCUACUGGGGCAAGAUCAGCUUCUCUGUCUACCUGCUGCACUCGUUCAUCGUGGACUACCCUCCGAUCAGCCACCAGAAGAAGUACUUCAACCGGUUAUUUGCUCGAUUCGGCUUGAUCUUGCUGCUGGCGACGGUGAGCUACCACCUGAUUGAGUACCCGUCGCAGUUGUUGGCGCAGCGAGUAUCGCGCUUCCUCGCCGCUCGAGAAGGAAACAAGUCGGGAGGUGGUCUGGUCAGGUUCACGUGCAUGGAGCGGAUCAACAUGAGGAAGCAGAAGGUGCCUGUAGAGGUGAAGUGA
Phytophthora sojae is the source of this 1377-nucleotide messenger RNA. RefSeq lists its product as hypothetical. The transcript has a single exon. Gene Ontology annotation, cellular component: membrane. Gene Ontology annotation, biological process: polysaccharide biosynthetic process. Gene Ontology annotation, molecular function: acyltransferase activity, transferring groups other than amino-acyl groups. NCBI's taxonomy places the organism in Eukaryota, Oomycota, Peronosporomycetes, Peronosporales, Peronosporaceae. The record is from RefSeq and is a predicted model, not a curated record. Bases 1 to 1377 code for a protein of 458 amino acids.